This is a messenger RNA of Pistacia vera, 369 nucleotides long. Its product is annotated as AP-1 complex subunit sigma-2-like. The coding region runs from base 1 to 369 and encodes 122 amino acids. The transcript is spliced from 6 exons. NCBI's taxonomy places the organism in Eukaryota, Viridiplantae, Streptophyta, Magnoliopsida, Sapindales, Anacardiaceae. The record is from RefSeq and is a predicted model, not a curated record.
AUGUGUCGAAGAGCAACCUUGGAUGUUGAGAUUAAGGCUGUUAUUCGUGAGCUCAGUGGAGUCAUUCUUCACAAGGACCCAAGCUCUGUAAUUUUGUGGAAUGGAGAGGAUACAAAGUUGAUAAAAGAUAUGCUAGUAUACUUCUGCAUGUGCAUUGAUCAGGAUGACAAUGAAUUAAAGAAACUGACGUUUGUGGUUAUAAUUUUGCUUCCGGUCUAUGGCGGACUGAUCUUCAACUUUCACAAGGGUGAACUUCAGAGUCUAACAAGAAACAGUUGCACGUCUAAUAGCUGCUCAGGACUCAUUGGUGGAGACUGCAAAAGAACAGGUGGUUCAAUAAGUAAUAUAAUCGCACAGGCCACCAAGUAG